Puntigrus tetrazona (Sumatra barb) is the source of this 1402-nucleotide messenger RNA. It is a transcript of the gene mdka, whose product is annotated as midkine a. NCBI's taxonomy places the organism in Eukaryota, Metazoa, Chordata, Actinopteri, Cypriniformes, Cyprinidae. Gene Ontology annotation, molecular function: growth factor activity. Bases 159 to 599 code for a protein of 146 amino acids. The transcript has 5 exons. The record is from RefSeq and is a predicted model, not a curated record.
UUAAAUGGGGUUCAGGGAGAGACGCAGAUUAAAGUAGUUUGGGGGGAAACAAAGAGCCGGAGCGACGCGGAGAGGCGGAUGCUGGAGAAGAGUUCACACCAAACUUCUGCAAGCAAUUUCGGUUUUUCAGUGUGGAAACUUUCAACACAGAAAACAAAAUGCGUGGCCUGUUUUCCACCUUCAUCGUGGUGCUGGUGGCCUUAAUGAUCGUGACCACAGAGGCUGGGAAAAACAAGAAAGAGAGGAAUAAAGGAGGUAAGGGUGCUUCGGACUGUGGGGAUUGGCGCUUUGGCACUUGUGUGGCCAAUAACGCUGACUGUGGACCAGGCACAAGGGAAGGCACCUGCAAUGAGCAGACCAAGAAAGUCAAAUGCAGAGUACCCUGCAACUGGAAGAAAGGAUUUGGGGCCGACUGCAAGUAUAAGUUUGGAAACUGGGGCGAGUGUGACGCAGCCACAAGCACAAAGAACCGCACUGGCACUCUUGUAAAGGCUCUCUUCGAUGUCGUCUGUGAGCAAACCAUCUCUGUGUCCAAACCCUGCACCACCAAGGUCAAAAACAAACCCAAAGGAAAGAAAGGCAAAGGGAAAGGCAACUAAAGGGAGCAAGAGAUCCAGAGGAGCAGUAAACACCCCGUGAUCAUCCGUCAUCCAAACACGGCCUUUUAUAUCUCUAUACUCGGUGUUCUUCAGCAUGAGCGGACCUCGCACUACAGCCACAAACACAUAGCUUUAGAAGACUAUGACAGAGAACCAGCUGAGUAUUUGACACGUUACGUGACUCUUUCAAGUGAGGCGGAGGGGAGAAUAAAAUGCCGUUGUUUAGCGUGUGGUGCCCUGUAGUUGACCCAUUCCUCUGAUGUUUCCCUCCAGCACAGAUCUCUCUCUCUCGCUCUGUCUUUACUAUCUAUCAGCUGCCUCAGGCCUCUCAUUUGCUAAAGGACAACAAUCAGUAGAACUCAAUCAGACACAUCUAUUUUAUUACUGUUUUACUUACAAAUUUGGUUUUGUAAAAUUGUGUAAUUUACAGGAUUAUAUUACUAGCGGGGUAUACAAGUAGUGUUUUGGAUAAGUCACCCUUCUCUUUUUUGUAUCCUAAAAUAUAAAACUGAGGAGUGUUGUUUGAAAUAAAUGAUUUCUCUUUUUCUAUAAAAGGUGUAGUUUAUGUAAAAGCGAAAAUACCCCAGUACUGUUACUUUUCCUUUUGACUUGACUGUUACUAACAGAUCUGAGGGUGACAGGGGGUUGCCAGCACAGAUAAGAGACCGUUCUCUCCUGUGCAAACCUCUUUUAUAAGCAUUUAAGAAAGACGGUAAUGUUUUGUUACUGAGCGUUUGUGUUAAAUGUAGUGUUAACUAAAGGUAAAUGAGUGAUCAUUAUUAAAGACACUUGAGCCCUCCAAA